CAGCAGGAUCAUUAGAUAAUCACCCACAUGAAAGAGAUAAUACAUUGGAACUUUGUUUAAAAUUAGACGAAGUCCUUAAAAUCCUCAGUAAAGGUGUUUCAAUUAAUAGUAUUGGCGAGGAACUAAACCAAAUUUUGAACUUUAGGAUCAAACAACUUCACAAUGAAAACUCAGAUGAACUAGUAAAAACCUGCAAACAUCUGGUAUGUAACAUAACCAAAUAUACACAUAGAUCACCGCCCUUUUUGGGUGGAGAAAACUAUAAUGUUUACACGCUUAAUAUUCUUGAGUUGAGUUUGGGGAUUCUAAUAUUUGCAGGAGAAGACAAACAAUGCUAUGAUUUUGUUCAAUCUAUUUUGAAGACAGUUAUGACAAGAGAUGAAAGUUUUACUUCACCUCACAGUGAAAUCAUCACUCAUUUAGGAAAUUUAGAGUGUUUGUUAAAAGCUCUGAUAUCUGUGAAAGACAAGCAGAAAUUGAAUCUACCGGAAACACUUGACACACUGAGAAACAUCAACUUCUUAUCCGCAGUCAAAGAUUUCAUAAUUAAAUUUGAUGACCAAAGUGUUUCCUCUGUUGUACUGUAUGACCUUGUUCCUAAACUCAUCAAGGUCACCGAUGCUUCAAUAGUGUUCAUGCUAUGGACAGAUUUGAAAUCGCCAUUGUACAGUACCAACAUUACUCUUCCUGUAAAGUUAUUUGCUCUUUGUGGACUAUCAGAUUAUCUCAAUUUCAAGAUCAAUGACUCAUCCAUGAUAGAAUCUCUCGAAUUUUGGGAAAUUAUUCAAGAAGGACUGGUAUCAACAGAUACAUUGGUUAGGAAACAAGCAUUAUAUUUGAUGAAAAGAUCAAUUGACAUCAUUAGUGUAUUGAAUAUUUCACUUGCUUUUGACAUUUUCUCCUGGAAUCCCUUGAAGUCAGAUGUUUUACUGGCAAAUUGGCAAAAAAUGUUCAUGUUGUUUGAAGUUCUUGAAGAGAAACAAGCUCAUUUGGUGGUUCCCAUCAUACAAUCUCUUUUGAAAGCAUCUAGUUUUGAAAAUACUAUUGAAUCUUCAUGGAUUUUAGCAGCUUAUAUAAGAAUAUUCUCUCAUGAUUCGCUUCAGGUAGUUAAAGUUGGAAUAACCUGUUUUCUGGAAAUGAACAUUGAGUUUUUUCUAAGUAUUUCUUCUUGCACAUUAGUAAUUGAAAUAUUAUUUGAAAAGCUUAACAACACACUUCUCUUCAGCAACCCUUCAAACACUGUCGACUGGUCACACAUCGACAUCUCAUUGAGAAAAUGGUUCUCAAAUUUAUCAUCCGACUACAAGCUUUGUAACACGUUUAUACCUGUUAUUACACAUGCGUUGACUAAAGUCCAGUGGUGUGCAAUACCUUUGUUUCAUCUUCUUUAUGAUUUAUCUCUUGCACCUGCUAGUAACAUUUUCAGUGAGGAAGAUUUGACAAUCCUUAGUCACUUUAUCAAAGAAGUAAUAAAAACUCAAAACAUCUUUAUAAGAGGCGCAGUGCAGUGUGUAAUGUUAAAAGUCUUAGCAAAAUGGACCAAGAGUUCUGACGUCGCCCUAGUGAAUGUUAUUGCUGUAUUAAGUCUUUUUCGACAAAAAGAGUGUUUCAAAAGAGGGUUAAAUUCAUGGGAGAUAAGCAAAGAAUGGAUUACUUCUUUUAAUUGCAAAAGUGACGAUAUAAUUGACAUUUUAUUCCUGGAUGAAAAUCAUCUAUCAAUUGAAGCCAAAGCACGGAGCUUAGUUUUAUUUCUUGAUUCAGGGCUGAUUGAUCCAUAUGAAACUAAAUUCCUCAAAGCAUUUAAGGAAUACUUCAUGGUUUUAGAGGACACAUUCAAGAGGCCGUACGCUUCUACAGAAGAAAGUGAUAAGUGUUUAAAACUAGUUUUUCAUAUUUUGAGUGAAUCCAAAGUUGGUUCUAACUCACAAGAAGCGUUCCAGCAUUACGUUUUGAUAAUCAAUAGUCUUAGUCCCUAUCUGAAAGAGGUGAUUUCUUAUAUAGAAAAGAGAUUGCUCGAAGUUGAUCAAAUUACAAAUUUUGAAAACAUCGAACUGUACAUUAGUGUUCUUCAAGUAUUUUCUGACAUGCAGCUCAUUACAUUUGAAAAAGCCAUUCAUCUGAAUAGAAUUUCAAAAGAAUUAUGUUUUGCCUCAAAAAAUCAUCCGGUUCAAAAACUUCUAGCUCUUAAAGUUAUACUUUGGUUUAUAACAUUUGAAACAACUCUUGAACAAAAAGCUGUCAUAGUUGAACAAGUUAAGGAACAUUGUUUAUCAAUCUUGGAGGAUGGUCAUCUCAAGUCAAACAUCUUCAGCAAGAGUAAAAGUGAUGAGUUGCUAUCAAGAAACCAUCAGGUGCAGUGGGGCUGGUUACUCUCGGAAUACACUAAGGCUCUUUGGUCAAAUGUUCAAGAGUGUUUAGAUGGAAAUAUCGUGAGCAUUGAAGAAAUACUACAAAUUACAUCAGCAGAAGAUAUCAUUCAAUUAUCUACAAACGCCAUAGAAUCUGGAGGACGGGAAUCUUUAGUUCCAGUUUUAAAAGUUGUGAAAUAUUUAAUUCCAGAAGCAUUAAAAGACCCUGUUUUAUGCAAACAAUUUCUUCGGUUUUCAUGGAAGUCUUGUUGUGAACUUAGAAAAAUUGCCUUAUUUUGGCCUUCGAUCAAAGCUUGGAUUACAUUAACUUUCAGUAAAAAGGUUAUUGCUACUGAGGCCAUGAGGAGCAUUAUUAAUGAAUUUGCAGAAGAAAUAUUGAGUGAAGGAGAGACUGUUAAUGGGUUGAGUAAUGUUUUACUUUCUCAUUUACGACAUGAACUUACCGAUCUUGAAUCCGUCAAACCACUUCUCUCGUUAUUGACAAAAGCUUUGAUUUUUGGACAAGUACCAAGAAAAGAUCAGAGGAUUGAAGCUGACACUUAUACAUUAAUUGGAAAUCUAGGAUCAGAACUUGCCAUAAAUGAUUUGAUGCCAAAGCCAGGCUACGGAAACAGUCAGCAAGUAAGGCUCUAUGCCUUGUCAGUUCUACUUGGUGUGGCCAAGCAAGACGGCGCCGAUCAGCUGAUUGUUUCAGCUGUGAACCAGCUGAUUGAUGUGGACCGGCAGCUGACAGCUAAGCGCCAGAGGUACCAUGGUGAUUCACUGCACCACCGAGUCAAGCAUCGGAUUCUACAAGCUGUCCUGGUACUGCAUCAAGCAUUGGUCCUCUGUGGCACCCCGGCCACUGAGAGUUGUCUGGUAGAGAUAGUGAAGUUCGCCAGCGCAGCGCUGCAGGGAGAAAGUCAACAGCCCAGUGUACGUUAUCAGCUGGAGUGGCUGCUAGUUCGAGCACUACUCAGUUCCCCUCAGUUAAUAGACAGCUUCUGGACGUUGUUCAAUGAGGCUAGUGAGGAGCGUACAGGCAGUGUUUGUUCGUUCAUCUCAGUGGCGUACCACUUGGCAGCGUGUCUGCGCCGGACAGACUUUACAGAGCGAUGUGUCUCAGAGGUGCUCCCGUGGUGUAUGGCGCAGCAGUUCAACAUAAGGUUGUAUGCGCAGGUUGUGCUGGACAAACUGUGGCCGCUCGAUGCUGGAGUUACAGCUAAGUACGAAGUUGUCAGAUUCAGUCUCACUAAAAGCUUGAAACAAGGGAACACGUUGCGCAAUGCUGAAAAACUCAAAAACGACUUUUACUUCACAAUGUUCCAUCCACUUCGGCACUUUACUCUUGAGACCAUCUUCAUGGAACUGCCAAGACUGUCGAACAUUUCCAGAGACGAAUGGAUUCCGUUACCUACAAUUGAAGAUUCUCUAUCAAAUUAUAAUCCAUUCAUAAAGCUUAGAAACCCAGAUGAUUCUUUAACUCAGUUCAUUCCUCCUUCAUGGGUAGCAAAAGCAACAGCCGACGCAGAAGUUGAGGUUGAAGCGCUCGCGAUGCAAAAGAAAUUUGUUCCUUGGAAAAACAUGUUUCCCGAGAUGGAGGGUGUGUCCAGCCGGACUCAAUUGAUUGUGGUGGCGUCACUGAUUGACAAGUUGCCUAACCUGGGAGGAUUGACUCGUACCUGUGAGAUAUUUACUGCCGAGUGUUUGGUAGUGCCCAGCCUGGAGUUUACCAAGGAUAAGAUGUUCUCCACACUCAGCAUGACUGCCGAGAAACACAUCAACAUUGUUGAGGUGAAACCGUUUGAUUUACCAAAAUUCUUGAGGGAGAAAAAGAAUGCCGGCUACACACUGGUGGGUGCAGAACAGACUGCUUCGAGUGUUUCCUUGCAGUCUUUCAAGUUUCCCAAGAAGUGUCUCUUAUUGUUGGGGAAUGAGAAGGAAGGAGUACCUGUGAACCUACUGCCGCUGUUGGAUGUUUGCGUGGAGGUGCCACAGUUAGGAGUGGUCCGAUCACUGAAUGUCCAUGUCACAGGAGCAUUGUUUGUCUGGGAGUAUACCAAGCAAUACCUUGAGGGUACAUCUUGACAACCUCAGUAGUAAAUGAGCGGGAACUGACUAGUGUUUCCCAACCUUAUUCCUUGGUGUUCCACUUAACAAGGCAACAAUCUGUUGCGUACCACAUAAUCAGUCUGUUGUUAAUUAAUAACGGAAUAUUAACAUGGAACUAACUAACCUAUUUUCCAAACACAAGUAGGAACUUUU
Macrosteles quadrilineatus (aster leafhopper) is the source of this 4613-nucleotide messenger RNA. Its product is annotated as probable methyltransferase TARBP1. The record is from RefSeq and is a predicted model, not a curated record. Gene Ontology annotation, biological process: tRNA methylation. Gene Ontology annotation, molecular function: RNA binding; tRNA (guanine) methyltransferase activity. Lineage: Eukaryota; Metazoa; Arthropoda; Insecta; Hemiptera; Cicadellidae. The coding region runs from base 369 to 4436 and encodes 1355 amino acids. The transcript has 11 exons.